Messenger RNA from Histoplasma capsulatum G186AR, 2463 nucleotides. RefSeq lists its product as uncharacterized. The coding region runs from base 1 to 2463 and encodes 820 amino acids. NCBI's taxonomy places the organism in Eukaryota, Fungi, Ascomycota, Eurotiomycetes, Onygenales, Ajellomycetaceae. The record is from RefSeq and is a predicted model, not a curated record. The transcript has a single exon.
AUGGAACCAUCCACUGCCCAAACGCCCACUUCUGGGAAAGGCAUCCGCUCUCGUGUCGAAAAUGGCGACACCGGUCCGAUUGCUGAAGCUGGAAAAAUUUUACUUAAUGCAAAUAGCUCACAGGAUACGUCAAGAUGGAAGCCUUUGACAGAAUGCCCAGAUCUCAGUAUUCCCCCUGAGUCGGGCAUUUUCGUGCCGGAUCCAUCCCCAACCAAGACGCUCCACGACAGUGAUGGAGAUACACCAAAAUCAGAGACGCUUGGAGGAUCUCUCACACGAAGGAGGCGACAUGGAGAAUACCACCAUCGUCCACCAGUCUGGAACAUUCGAAUGCUCGAUGACGAUGUUUCAGCCUUCUCAAGUGUCAAUGUCGACGCCGACUCUGAUAUUGUUGAUUCCGUUGCCGGACUGAAGACCGACAAUACUUCGCCCCAUUCACACAAACAACCCACUCUCGGGUCGCUUAGCCUUUACCCCCAGGCCGACAUGCAACCUAACAUUAGAAUAUCCGAAUAUCCCCAUCCUAAUUUCCUCGCGAACACUUUGCUCGAGGAGCAGCUAGAUGCGAUAGCUUCUACCUGGUCAAGAGAGCCAUUUGUAGUUGCCACAGCAGAGACAGAUGCUCAAGAAGGUAAUGAGUCAGAUGGUGGCCAGUGGAGCACAACUACAGGAUCUGUCAAUUCUGCACCAGAGGAACCACUGCCGGCUCACCGACGGCCUAGCCCCAGAAGGCGUAUUACAUCUUGGCCGACCAGCUCCUCAGCUCGGUCAAUAGACUCGGGAGAAUCCCACCAUAUCGGCGUAUUUGCCUUUCCUAAGCCGAGGAGCGGAUUUAUCUGUGAUUCCGCUGGGCCUUCGAGAACAAGUGUUGAUAUCGAUGAAACCUUCCGGGACGAGAAUGAAGCUGCCGAUCAGGCACGGGGAGAAGAACAUGACCACUUUCAAGUGGUAAAAGCUCCUUCUCUCUCUCCAGUGAUUGAACAACCCAUGGAUGAGAACACGCCACCUGGAGAACUAGCAGAGGAUCCUGGCCCAGUCGAACAUGUGACAGCUUGUUUGAUAUCUACCACUACGGGAGAACAACCGCGAGAUGACAAACAGCCACUGCACCAACCAGGUCAGGAGCAGGGUCAUCCCGAGCAAAUCAGAUCUGCCCCGCGUUUUCCAGAAGCACAACUGGGUGAAGCUAGGUACCAGCAAUUUGGUCAACCAGAAAACGAACGAGAAACUCGUGGUAAUAUCGAAUCGUCUUCAAUAUUUACCGCAGUGCAGCAAUCCCAAAAUGCCAACACCCCGGCCGUCGGUGCAGGAACUGAUGCCACGGGUUUAGAUCAACAACUCCAACCCUACCAACAACCAUGCCACGAGGCUAAAUAUUUAAGUUCUUGUAAAGACAUCCGAUCUUUACCAUCAAAUAGAGCAAUCGGAUAUCCACUUCCGCCCAAAAGAAAGUUCGGUUGGGCAAUCGAAACCGGCUCCAGGGUAAUAUGCGUUUGCGACACCGUGGCAGAAUGUGAAUAUGAUGACAUUUUUCCAAUGAGGUUAGGCGAUGCAUAUAUUGUUCUUCAACUGUAUGGCGAUUUCUGGGCUUCGUGCUUAAAGCUUACUCUCGACAAUCAAACCUGGUCUGCCUACCCAAUUCAUGAGCGGAACAGGGAUAGGGCGAAGUCUACCUUCAUUUGUCCAGAGGAAAAUGUAAAAUUUCUCCCGCUUUGCGCUCUCACUCUUGAUGCCAACUUUGGAGACUACCUUGCGCGCCACCCCAGGAACGGGGGCCCGUGUUAUUCACCUGCAACUGGCCAACAAGUAGUGGCCCCUAAAAGGUCUUUUAGUCACCCGAUAGGCCUUAGGGGCAGCUCCGUGGUCGUUCCCAAAAAAAUACUUCGCCAGGCCAAAUAUGCAAAUAUGCCACGAGAUACGUCGGCUAUUGCUAUCUAUGGUUUCACACACAUGGAGGUUGGACAUAUACGGGAAUCAAAACCAUCCGAGUUGAUUAAUGUGGAUCCGGAUUUUACUCAUUUUCGUCCUAUUGAUAAUAUUUGGAGGUUCAAGGCCAGGGUUGAGAAGAAAUUAUCACGGCAAUCUCUCCGAGAAGGAAGUGAAAAGAUUCAAAAAUCAUCUUCGACAGCCUUUACCAAAUUUGUUGAUGGCCCGCUAAGAAGACAUUUUCACUCAGACCCGGGUUCUUCUGGUAUGCGGAGAUUCUUUUCGAGCCACGGAGCAUCCAACACGGAUACGCCAGCUGGACAAAGAGAGAGUAGUCCCCACCAGGCUACAGCAGAUACUUCAAAUCAAACCGAAGCUGUUGGGGAAAAUCUCCAGCAGACCGUGGGCGAAAUUGCAGCAUCCUCACGGGAAACUCAAGCUAUGGAAGGGAAUACCAACAGACCUGAACGAAGCACCGCCGACAAUCGUCAACCCGGAGAUCAAAUUACAACAACAGUAAAUGAGAUUAAGAGUUAA